AUGAUUGUUGCAAUGCAGGCUCUUGAACAUAGUGGUACGUGGGAGUUAGUUCCACUCCCUCCUGGUAAACAACCAGUUGGUUGUAGAUGGGUCUACGCCAUUAAAGUUGGGCCUGAUAGUACUGUUGAUCAACUCAAAGCUAGAUUGGUGGCCAAGGGAUAUACUCAAAUUUAUGGCUUAGAUUAUGGUGAUACCUUUUCUCCUAUAGCCAAAAUCCCUAUAGUUUGUCUCUUCCUUACUAUGGCAACCAUUCGACAUUGGCCUCUCCACCAAUUAGAUAUUAAAAAUGCGUUUCUUCGUGGGGAGUUGGACGAGGAGAUUUACAUGGAGCAACCUCUUGGGUUUGUAGCUCAGGGGGAGUCUAGUUUAGAAGGCAUUGUGAUUUCACAAAGGAAAUAUGCUGUUGAUAUCUUGAAGGAAAUUGGCAUGUUGGAUUGCAAGCCCAUUGAUAGUCCUAUGGAUCCUAACCAAAAGUUGAUGGCUGAUCAAGGUGAAUUAUUUACAGACCUAGAGAGAUAUAUCAAAAAGGCUCCAGGACAAGGAUUAUUGUAUGAGGACAAAGGAGACAACCACAUUUCUGGCUAUUGUGAUGCUGAUUGGGCUAGUUGUCCUAUAGACCGACAUUCCACUACUGGCUACUGUGUAUUCCUAGGUGGAAAUCUCAUAUCUUGGAAGAGUAAGAAGAAAAAUGUUGUUGCCCAAUCUAGUACUGAGGCUGAAUAUCGUGCUAUGGCCUUAAUUACCUUAUUUCAUGAGAGAACUAAACAUAUAGAAGUUGACUAUCAUUUUGUUAGAGAGAAGCUGCUGUCUAAGGAAAUUGUCACUGAAUUUGUCACAUCCAUUGAACAACUUGCAGAUGUUAUGACUAAGUCUUUGAAGGGGCCUCGCAUUUAG
Cajanus cajan (pigeon pea) is the source of this 894-nucleotide messenger RNA. The record is from RefSeq and is a predicted model, not a curated record. Lineage: Eukaryota; Viridiplantae; Streptophyta; Magnoliopsida; Fabales; Fabaceae.